This is a messenger RNA of Thamnophis elegans (Western terrestrial garter snake), 1718 nucleotides long. It is a transcript of the gene ATP6V1H, whose product is annotated as ATPase H+ transporting V1 subunit H. The transcript has 14 exons. Gene Ontology annotation, molecular function: proton-transporting ATPase activity, rotational mechanism. The coding region runs from base 147 to 1577 and encodes 476 amino acids. Gene Ontology annotation, biological process: proton transmembrane transport. The record is from RefSeq and is a predicted model, not a curated record. Gene Ontology annotation, cellular component: vacuolar proton-transporting V-type ATPase, V1 domain; lysosomal membrane. NCBI's taxonomy places the organism in Eukaryota, Metazoa, Chordata, Lepidosauria, Squamata, Natricidae.
GUGCGGCUGUCAGCUGAACUCUGUCAUAUGACCAGGAGCGUCUGUUCUGCUUUGUCCGCUUGGUGGUUGACUGCGAAUCGUUCGUCGUCGCGAUCCCGGGGCUUCCGUGGGCGGCUCGCCAAGAGAGGUUUUAAAUUACAGUAAUUAUGGACAUUCGGGGUGCUGUUGAUGCUGCUGUCCCCACCAAUAUCAUUGCUGCUAAAGCAGCUGAAGUUCGGGCUAAUAAAGUAAAUUGGCAGUUGUAUCUACAAGGGUUAAUGAUUUCAGGAGAAGACUGUGAAUUCAUUCAAAGAUUUGAACAAAAACGGACUCCAGAAGAAAAGCAAGAAUUAAUACAAAGAGAAGGCAAUCAAUGUGCUAAAACAUUCAUAAGUCUGAUGACUCAUAUCUCCAAGGAACAGACAGUUCAGUACAUUUUAACUAUGGUUGAUGAUAUGCUGCAGGAGAAUCACCAGCGGGUUAGUAUUUUCUUUGACUAUGCAAAGAGGGACAAGAACACCGCAUGGUCUUAUUUCCUGCCAAUGUUGAAUCGUCAGGAUCUUUUCACAGUGCAUAUGGCUGCCAGAAUUAUUGCUAAACUAGCAGCUUGGGGUCGGGAGCUGAUGGAAGGCAGUGACUUAAAUUAUUACUUCAACUGGAUUAAAACUCAGCUUAGUUCACAGAAACUACGUGGUACUGGAAGUGCUAAUGAACCUGGAACUGAUAGUUCACAAUAUGUCCAAUGUGUUGCUGGAUGUUUGCAAUUGAUGCUCAGAGUCAAUGAAUACCGUUUUGCAUGGGUAGAAUCAGAUGGAGUAAACUGCAUAAUGGGAGUAUUGAGUAAUAAGUGUGGUUUCCAGCUUCAGUAUCAGAUGAUUUUCUCUGUCUGGCUCUUGGCCUUCAGUCCCCAAAUGUGUGAACACUUGCGGCGUUACAAUAUUGUUCCUGUUUUAUCUGACAUCCUUCAAGAGUCUGUAAAAGAGAAAGUAACAAGGAUCAUUUUGGCAGGAUUUCGGAAUUUUCUAGAAAACUCCACUGAGAGAGAAACCCGCCAAGAAUAUGCUCUUGCAAUGAUCCAGUGCAAAGUACUGAAGCAAUUAGAAAAUUUGGAGCAACAGAAAUAUGACGAUGAAGAUAUAAGUGAGGAUAUAAAAUUUCUGUUGGAUAAACUUGGAGAGAGUGUCCAGGAUCUCAGUUCUUUUGACGAAUAUAGUUCAGAGCUUAAGUCGGGAAGACUGGAAUGGAGUCCUGUUCACAAAUCUGAGAAAUUCUGGAGGGAGAAUGCUGUAAGAUUAAAUGAAAAGAAUUACGAACUGUUGAAAAUUUUGACAAAACUUUUGGAAGUAUCAGACGAUCCCCAGGUUUUGGCUGUAGCUGCUCAUGAUGUGGGAGAAUACGUACGGCACUACCCUCGAGGAAAACGUGUGAUCGAACAGCUUGGUGGAAAACAGCUUGUGAUGAAUCACAUGCAUCAUGAAGACCAGCAGGUUCGGUACAAUGCCUUACUUGCUGUGCAAAAGUUGAUGGUUCAUAAUUGGGAAUAUCUUGGAAAACAGCUACAGUCAGAACAGCCUCAAACAGCUGCAGCACGAAGUUGAGCCUUAACUCUCUUUGAUGAGAUAAUCAUAAUUGCUACAAGUACCUUCAAGUACACAGAAGAAAAUAAUGUAGUUGAAUCCCUUUAGCGUCUGCUACUGUGAGCUUUCCUUCCAAUAAAUCUUCCGAUCUUGUUGCCUGAA